Durusdinium trenchii is the source of this 2307-nucleotide messenger RNA. The record is from the annotation of a GenBank genome assembly. NCBI's taxonomy places the organism in Eukaryota, Dinophyceae, Suessiales, Symbiodiniaceae.
AUGGUGGCUCGGAGGUUUCCGGACUUCGAUGUCUACCUGAACGAAUCCUUGAUGCCCGUGCUAGCACAGGCCCUCGAUGCGCUGGGGCGACAGGUCUCGCGCAUGCAUCAGCAAGGAGACAAGCUGGAUGCCAGGGUUAGAGCUCGCUUCAAUCCCAUCACAUGGCUUGCUCAGCAGCUCCUUCGGAGACAUCCAAGGGUGGCGAACACCCCGCGGCGGAUAAGCCUAUACAGGAACUUUCAAGACUGGGCAGAUCAGGAGAGGGGUCGGAGAGAAGUCUUGCGCUGCAAAGCGAAAGUGUUGGAGGUCUUCAACGGCUUCAUGCAGAAUGGCAUCGUCGGCAGGAACAGCUUGCCGUCCAUCGUGGAAGCCGUGGACGAUCUCUUCUUUCUGCAGGGCGCCCUCAAGGACAGCAAGUCCGUGCAAGAGCACGUUCUCGAGGGUGGCUGGAAAGGCACUCGGAGCUCAUGUUUGGGAGGUGUUGCAAUCACCUUCGAACAGUUCUGGUUCAAGCUCGCGAAUGCUGUGGUGGUGCAUGAGGGCAUUCUGCUGUCCAAGAUCCAAGAAGGAAGACGUUUGCGAAAGCUACGAGAGGAGGAACACGCUCGUGCCAUGGAGGCGGCCAGAAUAGAGGAGGAGCAAAGGCAGAAGGAAGCCCAAGAGAAUCAAAGGCUGAUGAACAUCUUCAAAGAGCUGCACAGCAGGUUGUGUGAAGACCAGGCGCUGAAGAGCAUCCUGGAGGGCAAGAGCCUCACGGGUGAGUACUUGAAGCCCAGUGAUCCGGAAUACGAGUCUCAGGUGCGACCGCAUGGAUCUCACGUUCUCUUGCUGGAGGAGUUGAUGACACUACUGGGUCUUCAGACGAAGUGCGAGCACGGCACGGAAGGCUUCGAGGCACAGGAGCUGGAAGCACGCCUCUUCCGUCAAAAGGUCCAGAAGCAAAUGGAGGAGGAAGAGGAGAAAGAAGCCGAAAAGGAGAAAGAAAAGAGGCAGAGGGCUUCGAAGAGGCUUGAACGAGGGAGAUCCAAGGAAAUGAAUGAAGAGAAACGGGAGUCAAUGAAGAGAGGCUCCAAAGAGGAUCAUGCAGCCCUGCAGCAGCCCAGAAGCGAUGAAAGCCCUCCUCCCAAGCGAGGGUCCAAAAAGGAGACGGGAGAUGCACCCAUGCAGAGACAAAGGAGCGACGGAAGGAGCGAUGGAAGUCCCAGCAAGAGAGGAUCCAAGGAAGAGGCAGGUGUCCCGAUGCAGAGACAAAAGAGUGAUGGAAGUCCCGCCAAGAGAGGAUCCAAGGAAGGUCCAGCUUCCAAGAAAGGAUCCAAGGAAACAAUCAACAAGAGAGGCUCCAAGGAGGACGUGACAAAGAGAUCCGGUUCAAAGGAGGAAGGCUCCAAAAACCCAUCGAAAGAUGAACCAGUGGAGGAAGUUCUGCCCGGGGAUCGCUGGUGGGACCCGACGAUGAAAUCCUCCUGGAAGAUUCUCCAGGCUGCCUGUGGGGCCCAGCGGACGGGGAAUGUCGACGCAGAGGUUCUUCAGAGGCUGCUUCCCAAGCCGGAAGAGUUUAUCAGCAUCAAGAAGAAGGUUGACGCUGAGCUCCGGCGCAUUGCUGAGAAUGGCCCGGAGGAAGCGAGACUGGAGACGGUCAUGGAAGAGCAAGAGAAGAAGCCGAAGCCGAGCAUGGAGGAGUUGUCGCUGCAAUAUCACAUGUCACGUGCAAGAUUGAAGUUCUUCCACGACCUUUUCGAAAGCUUCCUCCCAGCCAAAGAGGACGGGACUCCGGGAGUCUGUCACUAUCCGGAGGCGCCGUCGGUCAUUGACAAGAAGACAAUGUUCUUACUUCUCAAGCAGGUCCAGAGCAACAUCAAUGAGGCGGAGUUCGAAGCCCGCUUUCGCCGCCUGGAUCAGGACAGCAGCGGCGUCAUCGAGUUUGAUGAGUUCGUGCGAUGGGUUCAUGACGAUGAGGUGGAGGUCAUCGGCAGCGCUGAGAAGGUCAAAAGGACCUUCGAGGAGUUAGCCAAUGAUAUGGACGUGAGCAUCAAGCUGAUAAUGUAUGUCUACGACUGCUUCAAGUUCGAGCUCGGAACCUCUCAGGUCGAUGAGUAUCCAAAGACCUGUGCUGUGCUCAAUCGAGACCAAGCUUGCAAUCUGGCGCAGAUCUUGGUUACGAAGCUGGCAAAGAAGAAGUUUGAUAAGUAUUGGGAGAUGGUCGACGUGGACAAGAAGGGGGUGGUCACCUUCGACGACUUUUGCGAACUGCUCGACUUUGAGGAUAUGGCAGAAGACGUUCUGACGAAGUACAACUCAGACGAUUGA